This is a messenger RNA of Zonotrichia leucophrys gambelii, 3127 nucleotides long. It is a transcript of the gene TNFRSF1A, whose product is annotated as TNF receptor superfamily member 1A. NCBI's taxonomy places the organism in Eukaryota, Metazoa, Chordata, Aves, Passeriformes, Passerellidae. Gene Ontology annotation, cellular component: membrane raft; signaling receptor complex. The coding region runs from base 378 to 1898 and encodes 506 amino acids. Gene Ontology annotation, molecular function: tumor necrosis factor binding; tumor necrosis factor receptor activity. The record is from RefSeq and is a predicted model, not a curated record. The transcript has 11 exons. Gene Ontology annotation, biological process: inflammatory response; signal transduction.
UCGGCUCGCUGACCGGCGCCGCAAGUGGGCAGGGCAGGGAGAGUAAAACGAAAGGUUCACGGAUUGAGACAGGGACCAGAGGAGGUUACAAACCGAUUGCCGUCACCGGCAAAGCAGGCUGAACUUGGGGAUAAUAACUGAAUUUACUACAAACAAAAUGAGAGGAGCAUAAUGAGAAGUUAAAACACCUUGCCCCUCCCGCCCCUCAGCGGCGCAGGGAGAGAGCGAAUGGAGGUUAGGGUCAGUUCGUCACGCGUCGUUCCUGCCGCUGCUCAGGGAGAUAGAGGGAUCCUUCCCCUGCUCGUCCGGCACGUCCCUCUCACGCACUUCGCCAAUGUGAACCUUUACCACGGACAGCAGAGCUGCUCCGACGCGACAUGACCCACUCUUCCACGGGGUACACUCCUUCAGGAGCAGCCUGCUCCAGCGUUAUCACGGAGGCGUUGCCACCAUUUCUCACGGGCUCGGCCUUGACCGGCAGUGCAUCCACCUCGGCGCCAGCUGGCUGUGGCUCUGCCAGACACCGCAGAAGUUUCUGGCAGCUCCUCACAGAAGCCACCCCUGUCGUCCCCCUGCUACCAGAACCUGAUUGUGCAAGCCCAACACAGCUUUGCAGGCUGGGUGUGAAGCAACUGGGCUGUCAGACGAGCUGCAAGCCGCUGGUUAUUCUAAUAUUUGUCUGUGUGCUGACUAAGGAAUCUGUAGAAAUUACUCCAGUGCCAUAUAGAGUGCAAGUCCGUCGUGUAGGUCUGGAUGGAAGAGAGCCCUCUAACCCUUUGAGGAGAGAAAAGAAACAGAUGCACUGUCAACUGGGACAAUACCUACACCCCAGAAAGACCCACUGCUGCAUGAGGUGUCAUGCAGGUACCUACAAGGCAAAAGACUGUGAAGGGCCUGACCAGGCAACUGUCUGUCUCCCAUGUGCCAAUGGCACAUUCACAGCUGUUGAUAACACCAUGUCUAAGUGCUUCCAGUGCAAACGCUGCCGUAAAGCACUCCAGCAGAUAGUAGAGACACCCUGCACCCCAAAGCAAGAUACUGUCUGUGGCUGUCAGAAGAAUCAGUACCAGGUUGAUUCUGAGUCUGAAUACUUCCAGUGCAGGAACUGCAGCUCGUGUGCCGAUGGGAUUAUUGCCAGCUGUUCAAAGAACAAAGAUGCAAUUUGCAGGUGUAAGCCUCAAUUCUUCCUGUCACGUAGUAAUAUUUGCAAGCCUUGCAACAGCUGCACUGGAGAAGACUGCUUGCUGUGUCCCAGCCCUGUCACUACCUCACCGACCUCAUCUGGGCUGAAUGGAAACCUUGUACUUGGCACCCUUGUUGCAAUAUUUGGAGUUAUCUUCGUCCUCUGCAUUGCAUGUAAAGUAGGGAAGCUGGUCCAGAAACGUAAGACAGGGCCUUUCUUCUCCUGUGUUUCUUUGCCACUGACAACCAAGGAGCCAGUAUCAGAGGUUGAGGAAAAAAAUGAAAUUUCCACCCUUUGUCCUGAGUCCCAGAAGGAAAAAGAAUUGCCAUUAAAUGAAACCCAGACAUCUGCACCUCUGCCACAGAGUUCACCAGACUGUGUCAGAUCUGCCAGGAAGACACAGCUUCCUGACACCCCUGCUGUUCUGUACGCGGUGGUGGACCACGUGCCGCCGUCGCGGUGGAAGGAGUUUGUGCGGCGCCUGGGGCUGAGCGACUGCGACCUGGAGCGGAUUGAGCUGGAGCACCGGCGCCUGCGGGACGCCCAGUACGAAAUGCUCCGCCUCUGGAGACUGCAGAUGGGCCGUGCUGCCACCGUGGAGCACAUCAGCCGUGUUCUCAACCACAUGGAGCUCAGUGGCUGCAGUGAGGCAGUUCAAGAAGCUUUGCUCAACCAGAACUCUCCUCAGCCUUGCAGCCUCCGCAACCAUCUUUAAUCUAUUUCAGCUUAGGCUGCCUUUGACCUUUAAGAGGGGAUCAUAGCUCUCUUUCUUUCCUCAUAUCUCCCCAUCUUUGUAACACUUGUCAGCUGGUUUUGUUGGAGACAGCAGCAGGUUAUGUUGGAGGAAGGCUGAGGUUUGCUUCUUAACCACCACAUAGUUCAGCUUUUAAGCCACGGCAUACCUCUGCAACACCUCCUCUCCCAAGGAGGGGAAGCACCUCAUCAAGGAAGUGGUGUGUGGAGUCUGAGCAAGAUGCAAAUAGGAGCUCUGAGUGACUUGAUCAUAGAUCAGCUCCUAUGGACAAGUUGUUGCUGAAACAGGUGCUCCACACGUUGUGUGGUGGGUAAACUUGUAGGGUGCUUUGGUUAAGCUGAGUACUCACUCACUUCUUGCAGAUCUAUUUUUCUGCGAGGUCAACCAGUUGAAGUGGCUCAUAUUGCAGCCUUUUGAUUGCUAAAUCUGACUCAGAGGAAGUGGUAGGAGGAUGUGCCUAUUUCUGGGAGCAGGAGAGGAUUGCCCCCUCUCGGUGUCAACCAGUAGCAACUGGUUGGUAUUGCUGUAGCAAAAGUCUCCUGGAGAUUCAGAGCUGGCUCUCUCUGUGAGAAACAGGAGGACCUCAUCCUUUCCACACCAUGUCCCUCAGGUUCCAGAGGAGUAAGAAUUCCAAGCCAGUGAGUCAGAUGAGAGGGUUGGUGCUUUUUUCCUCAAGUUUUUUUUUUCUGUAUCUAGAAAUCAUGUAAGUUAGCAUUAACAAAACACCUGCCUGCGUGUUUGUCCAGGUGCAGGGUGGCAAGGAGUGUGUGCACCUGCCUGGGUGAGGUGGCAGAGCACCUCUGCAAGUCUGUGCCUGCACACAGGCUGGUAGGCUUGUGUCUACCUGCUUACCUACAUUGGAUGAUUCCGUGAAUCUAACUGCACAUGGGACUGUGCACGUGUCUGUAUAGAUGUUCUAGCAACUGUUGAAUAACUGCACACUACUUCCUGGACUGGGAUUGCUGCUUGGCUGUGGGAGCCAUCCGCUACCAUCUCCAGGCUCUCCCCAGCGCUUCUCACCAGAAUUACCCUGGGAGAACCAGAUAGAGAAAAAAAUCAACUAGCCUGCACCAGGUGCAGGUUGUCCACAUGUUUGUAACAUGUUUUUUUUCAGUCUCUAAUCCCUUGAUCAGAGAGGAACUUUCUAUUGUAAAUACACUAAAUGUUCUGAAUUAAAGUGAAUAUUUUUA